AUGUUCAAGCUGCUAUCAUCGGAAACAGCAGCGUGGGAAGACGUCCUUUCUGUUCCGCUUUGCAGACGACUCCUUCACUUCAGCCUUCGUCAGCACGGUGGCAUCGACUCAAAUGAAGACCAUCUACAGAACGACAAGAGGGAUGCAGCCGACCAAAACUUUGACUACAUGUUCAAGCUGCUGCAUCGGAAACAGCAGCGUGGGAAGACGUCCUUUCUGUUCCGCUUUGCAGACGACUCCUUCACUUCAGCCUUCGUCAGCACGGUGGGCAUCGACUUCAAAGUGAAGACCAUCUACAGGAACGACAAGAGGGUCAAACUUCAGAUCUGGGACACAGCAGGGCAGGAACGUUACCGGACCAUCACCACGGCUUACUACAGAGGAGCCAUGGGAUUCCUGCUCAUGUAUGACAUCACCAGCCAGGAGUCUUUCUGUGCGGUACAGGACUGGGCAACCCAGAUCAAGACGUACUCGUGGGGCAACGCUCAAGUAGCGCUGGUAGGCAAUAAACUGGACUUGGAAGAAGACAGGCAGGUCCCUGCUGAAGACGGAAAAAGACUGGCUACAGAGCUCGGCUUUCAGUUCUUCGAGGCCAGCGCCAAAGACAACAUCAACGUGAAGCAGGUUUUUGACAAGCUGGUGGACGUCAUCUGCGAGAAGAUGAAUGAAAGCCCCAACGGAGAGGCCGGUCUGUCGGCCAAUCAGAAGAGAACUGACCUGAACGAAACACCCCGCAGCAGCCAGGGGGGGUGCGCGUGCUGAUAGCUGACCACAGAAAGCCGGUUUCAAAGUCACACUCACAUGCAAACACGUAAACAGAUAAUCGAUCAGCUAUCUCUCAUUAUGAAUGUACUUUAACUUAUUUUACUGCGAUAUUGUCAUGGGUGCUUUCUUUAUAAUUUACCUUUUCCUCAGCAUUUCACUGUUAACUGAAUGUGACUGUUGCACUGAGAUGCCAAAGAGCUGCUCUAAGCAGCUGUGCCUUUUUUCCCCAUGAGACCUCUUCUUCAUUGUUUUGUUUUUUAAAUAGUGAAGGUACAGCACCUGUUUAAAGUGAGGUAACUGAAUAAUGACAGCAGCCCACAUCAGCAUGGCAGUGUGAUUAACUUGAGUCAUGCUACCCCCUAGUGGGUGUUUCAUGAAAAUACAUCACUGUGACUCUACUUCACACUGUGUCCUCUUAUUUCCCCCCCAUUAGUCCCUGCAGAGGGAGUACAAAGUCAGACAUACCUGAAAGGUGCUGUGUCAUUCGAGGUCGACGCGCUAAGUCCAAUAUUAUUAUCAUAGCUCCAGAGGGAUAUUCUCAUUUGCUUUUUAUUUAUAUUGUUUGUUGUUUUAUUUCUAUUGUAAAUGCAAGUUCAACUUUUCCCUCAACAGAUUUAUUUUGUCGCUCAAAAUGUCAAAAGAUUAAAAGAUGUCAAACCAUAAA
Labrus bergylta (ballan wrasse) is the source of this 1429-nucleotide messenger RNA. The record is from RefSeq and is a predicted model, not a curated record. NCBI's taxonomy places the organism in Eukaryota, Metazoa, Chordata, Actinopteri, Labriformes, Labridae.